UGGAACAUCACAUCUGUGCCUAGUAGUGUUGCAUCAGAGAAGAGGAUGGACAAGCACACGAUCCGGAUCGCUGCGCUGGCUCUGCUAUCUGUACACCUCCUGUGCUCCGCCACCACAGCACAAUGCCGAACCAUCGCGAACGGCAUGGACAACGACAAUAUCAAUAAUGUGAACUUGAAUUGCCAGCGAAGGUGCUCCAGCAGAUGUUGCACCUGUUGUAAUUAUACUGAUUGGUGCUACCAAGAUUUCGAUACGUGCGACAAAAGCUGCCCGAUGCUAGCCGCGGGGACGGCGUCCCCUGAAACUGUGCUGACCAAGUCUGCAGUACGCACGGACGACUUGAUGAGGCACGCCGUCCCUAAUGCAUUCAGCAAUUGUCAUGUGUGAUGACCUCUGCUCCUUUACCCGCCUAGUCGGAUUUAUUUAUUUAUUUGUCCCUUAAGGCAUAUGUAAUGCGUGAUGUGUGGAGAAAUAAGUUUGCAAUACCCUAGAAAGUUGUUGCAGUUUUAUCUGUCAUAUUUUGUUUCAACAUUUUUUAUUUUCAACUAUUGUUCAUGCCUAAAA
Molecule: messenger RNA, 564 nt
Organism: Hordeum vulgare subsp. vulgare (domesticated barley)
Lineage: Eukaryota; Viridiplantae; Streptophyta; Magnoliopsida; Poales; Poaceae
Exons: 2
Coding region: 46-387 (113 amino acids)
Source: RefSeq, a predicted model, not a curated record